This is a messenger RNA of Leptopilina boulardi, 4419 nucleotides long. It is a transcript of the gene twy, whose product is annotated as fas-binding factor 1-like. The record is from RefSeq and is a predicted model, not a curated record. The transcript is spliced from 13 exons. Gene Ontology annotation, biological process: establishment of epithelial cell polarity; cilium assembly. The coding region runs from base 1284 to 4304 and encodes 1006 amino acids. Lineage: Eukaryota; Metazoa; Arthropoda; Insecta; Hymenoptera; Figitidae. Gene Ontology annotation, cellular component: centriole; ciliary basal body; ciliary transition fiber.
AUUUAAAGUGAAGAGAAAUCAAGUAAAUCUGCACAUUUUAAGCAUUUUUUAUGAAAAUUGUAAGAUUCAAAGAACUUAAAAAAUAAUAAUCGCCUGAAAAACAGAGACGAAUUGUUAAAAAAGAUUGUCAAAAUUAUUUUUUGUUUAAUUGAACGGAAAUUAAAUUACCAAACAAAAUUUUUAAAUUAUUUUUGUUAUAAUAAUAAAAAUAAUUUAGAAAUUUUAAAAAUCAUUAGCAGUUCUUUGAAUCUCCACGUAGAAGUAAAACAUCACUGUAUGCGGCUUGACUCGCCUUAGGCACCAUAUCUUAACUUUUUAAUAAUAUAAAUGUAAUUAUUAUUUAUGAGUGCGACAAAUGUUUUAAAAAAUAUUUUUUUUUAAAUUCGUUAAAUUAUUUUAUACCAAAAAAUUAAAUGUUAAAUUUAUUUAACUUUUUUGAAAUACAAUCACUAAAUUAAAUUUAAAAAUUAUAAUUUCGAUUAAUUAAAUGUUUUCAAAUGUAAAAAUUAAACAAAAAUUGAACUUGGAAAAUUAUAAUUAUUGAAAAACAAAGAAAUAUCGAUAAUUAUGUACUGUAGAAAGAAAAGGUGCUAUUUUUUGAUUACGAUUUAGAAUAUCAUGAAAACCAAGAAUUGUUCGUAGCUGGAUUAAAAAAAGCCUUUGUGCUCAAUGAAAAAAAAUCCGCUAGAUUAAAGCUUUAAAAGAAAUGAAAAAAAACUAUAUUCAAUGUUAGGAAAUAUAUGUGAUGAACCAAAUUAGUUAAGUUGAAAUGAAAAAAAAAUCUAGCUUAAGAUAAUGCAGCAUCCUGCACGCGUAGUAUUUUUCCACGCAACAUUUUGAAUUUGAUAGCGAGAAAAUUGAAUCAAUUUCCCUCUUCCUUUUUCGUUUAGCAUCAUAUAUAUAUACAACUCAUAAAUAAUAAAUUGUGUACCUGAUUUUUGCCAGCAGAGUUUAAACCUUGUGUGUACAGAUUAUUUGUAGGAAAUUUUGUGGCGCAAAAUUUUCAAAGUUUCAAAUGUUAUUGUUGCGUUAUACUGUCUUAUUUAUUAAUUCAGUAUAACAUUUUGAACUUCACGUCAACAAGACAAAAAAAAACAAAUACAUGAAAAUUUUCAAAUAAUCAAUAAAGGUAUGUUCCUCUGAUAUGAUUUUUCAUUUAUCCAAUAUUAUUCCUUUCACUUUAUUCUAAUCACACGAAAAAAUUACGAAAUCUGACGUUUUUCUAGUUGGGAAAAUUUUCAGAAGAAAAAACUGCAAAUUUUAUAGGAUAAAAAGCGAUAGAAAUGUACGACAAUCAUUCAGAUUCAUCUGAUAUUAAUUCAGAUUUAGACAAAAUAUUGGAAAAUAUGGAAGAUUUAGAUGACGCUUUGAUUCGUGGAACUUUGAAAACUAAUGAACAGAAAAAAGAAUCCACUGCCCAAAUUGUUGAACCCAAAAAGAAAGUUGCAUUCCGAGAUUUCAACGAAGAUGAUCCUCUCGCAGAUCUUUUAUCCGAGGACGAUACUUCUAAAGAAACAUCGAUUCCCAUUAUGACAUCACAAACUAAGAAAAUCACAGAUUUAUUUGGAAUAAAGACAAAUGGAGUUUCAACUGAAAAAUCAAACGUAUCACAACCUAAAAUCAAUUCAGUUUCACGAAAUGUGAAUGAAACCAAAUCAAACACUUUGCCAAAAGAAAAUUCUUUUCGAAUUGAUUCUAAUGAUUCAACAACAAAUAAUUUGCCAAAGGAAAAUUCUUUUAAAGUUACUUCAAAUUCAACUGUUAAUCGUGUGCCAGAAAAAUCAUUACCAAAAAGACCUCAUAAAUCAUUGUUUGAUGAUAGUGAUGACAUUGUAUCAAAUUUAACUGAAAAAACAAGAUCUCUCAAUAGUGAACAAGCAAAAAAAUCGUCAUUAAUGGAAAAUUUAUUUGGCGGUUUAACAAAUAAAUCCACUUCUGAUUCUCGUAAAAUUAACGAAAUUCCAUCAACUCAAUCAAAAAUUGAAACAAAAUCAAAUCAUCCAUCAUCAAGUUUCAAUUCAAUGACAAAAAGUGAAUCAAUACUUUCCGUACCAUCGACAAUUACUAAUACUGGUUAUUCGCCUACAACUGUUGUAUCAGCAUCAAGAGAAUCUAGAAGAGGUAGAAGACCCUCAACUGGAUUAUUAGAUCCUCUGGGAUUACUUGGAAACGAUCAGAAGUCUGACGAAAUCGAUACGAAUUCUCUCACUAUUUUUGGAACGAAUAAAAAGGAGGAGACAGUUACGAAAAAUACAGUAGAUGAUAAUUUACCAGAAUGGCUGGGAGGUCGGAAAAGUAUCAAAGAAGGAAAAUCUGAAGAGAUUUCAUUAACGAAUAUAAGUGCAAAACAAAUUAGUGAACCAGCAACUUCAACUCUUAGUGCUGCGAGUAAAGAAACUGAAAUUAUUGAACAUAAUCAAGAUAGUGGACCAAUUUUUUCUCAGACUGCAUCUAUUUUAUUGGGAACACAAUUUGAUCAACAAUCAGCUCUCGUGUCAAUGCAACAACAAGAAAAUGUACUGAGAACAGCUUCAACUUUAUCUCAGCAAAAUGAUAAAUUAAAUAAUCUUCUUGAAAAUCAGACACUUCGGCUAAACGAUCAAGAAAAACAAUUUAAUAUGUUAAUUACUAGGCAAAUUGAGCGUCAAGCUUUAUUGGAAGCUCAAAUGAAAUUGCAACAAGAUCGAAUAGAUGGUUAUCUACAGACAUUGAUGUCUCAACCAAAGUCAACGCCGUUAAUAUUUUCUGCAAAUAAGACUGACAUUCCUAAAGAAUUUAUUGACAAAAAUAUUGAAUCCGAGAGUCUCGUACAGAAGUUACAAUUGGAAAAGCUUUAUUUAGAAAGCACAAUAGAAAGUCUACGGGAAAAACAUGAAAAGGAAAUGACAAUUUUUGACGAGUCAUAUAAGAAACAAAUAAAAAUGUUAGAGGAUUCUAUUGAUAAAUUUGAGCAAAAAAUGCAAUUGAAUUUCGAUAAUUUAGAAGCCGAUUAUGAAGCAAAAUUGCAAAAAUUAAAAGUGGAAAUGACAGAAAUGGAAAAAAUUCAUAAAGAAGAAAAAGAGGAAUUGAAGAAAGAGCAUCUGUUAGCUGUUGAAAAAAUUUAUCAGCGACAUUCUCAAAGUAUAAUUUUAUUACAAAAUGAGCACACUGAAAUUAUUCAAAAUAUUACAAAAGCCAAAACAAUUGAACAAGAAGCAAUUAAAAUUUUUUCUAACAACAAGGAAAAUAUCGAUGAUAUUGUGACAAAAACUGAUAAUGUUAUUGGAAAUUUACAAAUUCUUCAAAAGAAAAUAGAAGAGAGAAAUGAUACAUUUCAUGAAUCCAGAGAAGUUUAUUUACAAACGCAAACUGAUCAUUUAAAAAUAAUGAGAGAACAACUGAAUAAACAAAACGAAACGUCGGAAAUUGAGCGAAAACAAUUGUUAAUAUCGGCUCAAAAAUUGGAAGAAAAUGCCAUUAAACUUGCACUCGAUACAGAAAAAAGAAAUAUACAAUAUGCAGAAGUGGAAGACAGACUCAAAAUAAAAGAACAAACAUUUCAAAGAGAAAAGGAAUUAUUUUUAGAACAAUCAAAAUGGGAACGCAAUCAUUUAGAGGAUAUGAAAGAAGCUUGGUGUAAAGAGCAAGAGAAACGAAUUGAACUUCUUGCUAAAGAAAGAGAGGCACUCAUUGAGGAAAAGGGUAAAUUAGAAAUUUCCAACAGAUUGAAAUCAGGCAACGAUGAUGUAGCAAAGGCAGAGUUGGAAGCAAUGAUAAAAAGUGCGCAAGAUGCUGCGGAAAAUGCUUUUCGAGAAAGAAGAAAAUGGCAAGAGAGAAUUAAUGAAGUAGAAUUACAAAAAAGUGUUUUACAAGAGAAAGAAGAUCAACUUGUAAUAAAGGCAAAAGAACUUGAAACGUUGACUCAGUCGGCAUUAGCGAAACGAGAAGAAGGAUUACGCGCUUUAAAAGAGGCUCGUAGAAUAGAAGAAGAUUCUAAAGAAAGAAUAAAUCAAGUGCAAACACAAUUUGAAAUUCUCGCUCAAAGGGAAAAUAGAAUAGCUGCCGAGAAACUCUCUUUGGCAAGAGAAAGAUUGUCAUUGAAAAUUGGUCAUGUUGAAAGACCAGAAAAAGACAUAAAUAUAAUUGAGCCACAAGAAAAAUAUAUUGAUGAAAUACCAUAUUCAUCCAAUGUUCAUUCUAAUAUGAUAAAAACACAUUUCUCGGAUAUUGUGGAUCCUCAAUUGAUUUUAUUGAAAUUGGACCUUGACAAUAAAUUGGAUGCAUCCAGCCAAUAUUUCGAUUAUAUUCCUACAGCAAAGCAUUGAAUAGAGAUUUUUAUUAAUUGAAUUUUUAAUGUGUAUUUUAAUACAAAACUGUAAAUUGUGAUUUAGAAAAAAAAAAUGUUUUUAAAAAUGUAAAAAUAAACUUUAUCAAAAUAAA